CGAACGCUGCUGGGCACGACGCGCGGCGCUGCGCUGCGAGCGGAAGGCCUCCCCGCAGCCGAGCGAGCCCCGCUCUGAAAUCUGAAUCCCCCCCAUGGCGCGGGGCCUCGUCGCUGGUCUCUCUGUGCCGGUGCGUCUCGGCGCCAGCGCCGCGCCGCCCUGCACCGGGCGGGCCUCCGCGCGGCCGGUGGGAGGGCGCGGGCGGCGGCGGGGCCUGAUGGUGGUGCGCGCGGGCGGGCCGCCCAGCACCAACGCGCUCAUCCUGGCCUUCGUGCUGCCGCUCUCCCUCUUCGUCGGCACCCUCGUCACCGCCGCCCGCGUCGCCGACGACCUCGACGACCGCUUCCUGCGGGAGAUGGAGAUCAACAAAGCGAUACUGGAAGAGAACGAGGCUUCUGGUGAAGACGAUGACAGAGAGUACGACGAAGACGAAGGGUAUGAAGAAGAGGAGGAGCAAGCCCCGGUGGAGGAAAAGGAGGCCGUUGUUGUUGGUGCUGCGGUAGCUGCUGCUGGUACACGCACCAGGAACAGGCCGAGAAGACAAGUAUAACAAGAUCCCUGGAAAGAUGCGCGUGAUUUUCCUUCCCCUGUUCUAAGACUUGUGAUGGUCGACUCUCUUGUCUUUUAGGGAAAAAAAAGGGGAUGCUUGCAAGUGUGAAGUUUGACAGGCAGAGCCCGCAUGUUAUAGACAAAACUGCAGUGCAGUAUUUUGAAGUAACUUGUCCUAUAUAGUAUGCGAUCACAGAACGGAAACUUUAACUUGAAUCAGCCUGUGUGUUUGAUGAAGCUAGCGCAGGGUAAACAAGUGGAAGGUACAGCCGCGAUGUAUCACAUUUGCAUUGUGUACCCAACCACUACUGCUUGGUUCA
This is a messenger RNA of Panicum virgatum (switchgrass), 869 nucleotides long. RefSeq lists its product as uncharacterized. Lineage: Eukaryota; Viridiplantae; Streptophyta; Magnoliopsida; Poales; Poaceae. Bases 95 to 550 code for a protein of 151 amino acids. The transcript has 2 exons. The record is from RefSeq and is a predicted model, not a curated record.